AUGGCGCCGACCAAGGGUGAGGGACCGGCGAUCGGCAUCGACUUGGGCACGACGUACUCUUGCGUCGGUGUGUGGCAGCACGACCGCGUCGAGAUCAUCGCCAAUGACCAGGGGAACCGCACCACGCCGUCCUACGUCGCCUUCACCGACUCCGAGCGCCUCAUCGGCGAUGCCGCGAAGAACCAGGUCGCCAUGAACCCCAUCAACACCGUCUUCGAUGCUAAGCGUCUUAUUGGAAGACGGUUCUCUGAUGCCUGUGUUCAGAGUGAUAUUAAGAUGUGGCCAUACAAGGUUAUUUCUGGCCCAGCGGAUAAGCCUAUGAUUGUAGUGCAGUACAAGGGUGAGGAGAAGCAGUUCUCAGCUGAGGAAAUUUCCUCCAUGGUUCUUAUCAAAAUGCGUGAGAUUGCUGAAGCUUACCUUGGAUCAACUGUGAAGAAUGCUGUGGUCACUGUUCCUGCUUACUUCAAUGAUUCCCAGAGGCAGGCAACUAAGGAUGCUGGUGUUAUUGCUGGUCUCAAUGUCAUGCGUAUCAUCAAUGAGCCAACUGCUGCUGCAAUUGCCUACGGUCUUGACAAGAAAGCUACUAGUGUUGGUGAGAAGAAUGUCCUUAUUUUCGACCUUGGAGGUGGAACUUUUGAUGUCUCACUCCUCACUAUCGAGGAGGGUAUAUUUGAGGAAUUUAAGCGGAAACACAAGAAGGAUAUCACUGGGAACCCCAGGGCUUUGAGAAGGCUUAGGACUUCAUGUGAGAGGGCUAAGAGGACACUUUCUUCCACAGCGCAGACUACAAUUGAAAUUGAUUCUCUCUAUGAGGGCAUUGAUUUCUAUUCCACUAUCACCAGAGCCAGGUUUGAGGAACUUAACAUGGACCUCUUCAGGAAGUGCAUGGAGCCUGUGGAGAAGUGCCUGAGGGAUGCCAAGAUGGAUAAGAGCACUAUCCAUGAUGUUGUACUUGUUGGUGGUUCGACUAGGAUCCCCAAAGUUCAGCAGCUGCUGCAGGACUUCUUCAAUGGGAAGGAACUCUGCAAGAGCAUCAAUCCGGAUGAGGCCGUUGCCUAUGGUGCUGCUGUCCAGGCUGCAAUCCUUAGCGGGGAGGGCAAUGAGAAGGUCCAGGACCUUCUCCUUCUUGAUGUGACCCCACUGUCUCUUGGUCUCGAGACUGCUGGAGGAGUCAUGACUGUGCUUAUUCCAAGGAACACCACCAUUCCAACCAAGAAGGAGCAGGUCUUCUCCACAUACUCGGACAACCAGCCCGGUGUGCUGAUCCAGGUUUAUGAGGGCGAGAGGACCCGGACUAAGGACAACAACCUCCUUGGGAAAUUUGAGCUCUCUGGAAUCCCCCCUGCACCUAGGGGCGUCCCUCAGAUCACUGUAUGCUUUGACAUUGAUGCCAAUGGUAUUCUGAAUGUCUCUGCUGAAGACAAGACGACUGGGCAGAAGAACAAGAUCACCAUCACCAAUGACAAGGGAAGGCUGAGCAAGGAGGACAUUGAGAAGAUGGUCCAGGAAGCAGAGAAGUACAAGUCCGAGGAUGAGGAGCACAAGAAGAAGAAUGAGGCGAAGAACUCUCUGGAGAACUACGCCUACAACAUGAGGAACACCAUCCAGGACGAGAAGAUUGCUUCGAAGCUUCCUGCCGAUGACAAGAAGAAGAUUGAGGACGCUGUGGAGCAGGCCAUCCACUGGCUGGACAGCAACCAGCUCGCCGAGGUGGAAGAGUUUGAGGACAAGAUGAAGGAGCUGGAAGGCCUCUGCAACCCCAUCAUUGCCAAGAUGUACCAGGGCGCCGGUGCUGACAUGGCUGGCGGAAUGGAGGAUGAGGCCCCCGCUACUGCUGGCGGUGCUGGCCCCAAGAUUGAGGAGGUCGAUUAA
This is a messenger RNA of Miscanthus lutarioriparius, 1872 nucleotides long. Lineage: Eukaryota; Viridiplantae; Streptophyta; Magnoliopsida; Poales; Poaceae. The record is from the annotation of a GenBank genome assembly.